AUGUUCUAUCUAUCUAUCUAUCUAUCUAUCUAUCUAUCUAUCUAUCUAUCUAUCUAUCCUCAGUCGCCUCAUACCUAUCUAUCAGUCUAUUCAUAUCUAUCUAUUUAUUUAUUUAUCUAUCUGUCUAUCUAUCUCGUUCUGUUCGUAUCUAUCUAUCCAUCUAUCUAUUUAUCUAUCUUAGUUUUUUCAUGUUCCAUAACAAAUAUUUAUAUCCGUUCACAUCUUUCUCUCUCCGGCUUUCUAUAUACGCACAAAUACAAACCCGUACAUAUGUCUCUUCAUAUCUAUCUAUCUAUCUAUCUAUGCAUUUAUCUAUAUCUCUCAUUCUCUUUCAAUUUGAUUUUAUUCUUAUUCUCUUUCUGCUUUUCUCUUUCUUUUUCUUUUCUUGCGUUUUUCUCAUAUUCAUUCAAACAUUCAUCUUUCAUUCUAGUGUUUUAUUCUCUUCUUUAUUUUCAUUCUUCCCUGUGUUCAUUUUAUAUUCCUUUCUUUUCCUUUCUUCUUCUCACUUAUUCAAUCUCUUCCUACUUAGUUCUUCUCCCUUUUCUUCUUUUCCUAUUAUUGUUUUUAUUUUUCCCGCUUUUCUCUUUCCCUUUCAACUUCUUUUUCUCCUUUUUUCUUUCUUCUUUUUCUUCUACUUUUUUCUUCUUCUUUCUCUUCUUCUUCUUCAGCUUAUUCAUGCGCUACUCACUGCCUCCUGUUUUUCUUCAUAUUUUUCUAAACCUUUCCUUUUUACUCAACUUUUUCUCCUUCAUCGUCUUCUUCUUCUUCUUCUUCUUCUUCUGCUGCUGCUUCUUCUACUUCAUCUUCUUCUUCUUCUCUUGGUAUCUGAUUCUUUUGCCUUCACUUCUCCGCGUCGAAAACAUCGUACAUUCUUUUCACCUCUCAGCAGCACCUCCCCAAAAUCCCACUGAAUCGGGAGCCGCCCUCUUACUCAAACCCCUUUCUACCAACUACCCAACGUUACCCUGA
This is a messenger RNA of Acanthosepion pharaonis, 969 nucleotides long. NCBI's taxonomy places the organism in Eukaryota, Metazoa, Mollusca, Cephalopoda, Sepiida, Sepiidae. The record is from the annotation of a GenBank genome assembly.